Molecule: messenger RNA, 1347 nt
Organism: Stomoxys calcitrans (stable fly)
Lineage: Eukaryota; Metazoa; Arthropoda; Insecta; Diptera; Muscidae
Product: beta-1,3-galactosyltransferase brn
Exons: 1
Coding region: 137-1231 (364 amino acids)
Cellular component (GO): membrane
Molecular function (GO): UDP-glycosyltransferase activity; hexosyltransferase activity
Source: RefSeq, a predicted model, not a curated record
GUCUUGUUAUUGGGGGUGGGAAAUUGGUGCAGAAAAUUGUUUCCCCCAUUUAUUAUUUGCUUAUUUUCUCUUCACCACCGUGACUAUGGAAAGGAACAACGAAGAAAGAUUAUUAAUUUAAUUAGUGAAAAUUUUAAUGAGAAGCUUUAAGGCAACAAUGAAAGCCAAGUUAAAACGCAUUUACAAGUACCUCGCUGUUGCUGCCGUUAUAUUCGUUUUAGACCGUUUUGGUGUGUUCACACAUCUCUUUGAAUUGGAAUAUGACACACAUUUUCAAUACCCCAUGGAGGGGGAUGUGCUAAAAUAUGCUCAGGCCCGCAAAAAUAAACAAAGCCAUAUCGAGGAUGGUAGUGAAGAAGUGCCAAAUCCCAUAAAUUUAUACAAUUAUACAUUUUUACAUGAACGCCAAUGUGAUGUGGUGGAGGCCAAAAAGCCCCAAUUAACACUGUUGAUCAAAUCAGCAUUGGGCAAUGUGCAACGACGUGAUGCCAUACGACGUACCUGGGGCUAUGAGCAACGCCCGGAUGUUCACAUACGAAGGGUGUUUCUAAUGGGGACAAGCAGCAACACCUUUCUAAUGGAUGCCAUCGACCACGAAGCCAGGGAGUUUGGGGACGUAGUGCAAGCAGAUUUCAUAGAUUCUUACUUCAAUAAUACCAUCAAGACCAUGAUGGGUUUCAAAUGGGUAGUGGAACGUUGCCCCCGAGCUCAUUACUAUAUGUUUGUGGAUGACGAUUACUACGUGUCCAUGAAGAAUGUUCUGCGUUUUAUAGCCCACCCAGCCCUCUAUCCGGAAAAUGCCAUCUCCCUCAACAGCAUGUGGGAGAAGAAAGCCAGCAACGAACAUGAAAAACUAUAUGGAGGCUUUGUUUUCCAGACACGCCCUCUGCGCCAAAAGUUCAGCAAAUGGCUGGUAACGCUCAAAGAAUAUCCCUUCAAUCGUUGGCCUCCCUAUGUGACCGCUGGUGCUUUUAUAUUAUCGCGCAGUGCUUUGACAGAUCUUUACUAUGUCAGCCAAUAUACAAAACAUUUUCGAUUUGACGAUAUCUAUCUGGGCUUUGUAGCGCUUAAGGCCCGCAUUAAUCUGACGCAUUGUGGAAAUUUCCAUUUUUAUCGACCACGUUAUAGUGGUCCGGAUAGUUAUCGCUUUGUGGUGGCCUCCCAUGAGUUUGCGGAUACAUCAGAAAUGGAAAGGAUAUGGAAUGAGUGUAGAUCAUCGAAUUAUGCUUAAAAUGGUUGUGUUCAUUUAGAGGACAAAAAAAAGACAAAAAUACUUACAUACAUACUAUACAUACAAAUAAAUCGUUGAUAGAAUGUUCAUUCACACAUAUCAAAAGGAGUAGAAAA